This is a messenger RNA of Dentiscutata heterogama, 178 nucleotides long. Lineage: Eukaryota; Fungi; Glomeromycota; Glomeromycetes; Diversisporales; Gigasporaceae. The record is from the annotation of a GenBank genome assembly.
UGAUCUUUCUGAAUUGUAUAAUUCGCUCCAAAUAUUUUCUAAAUCAAAUUUGGAAAGAGCGUCAUAUUUAAGGAAAAAGGUGUUUUGCUUUACAGCAUCCAAUGGAAACAAUUCUCGGUCCAGUAGCAUCUUAAUAACUUCUCGUUGCCAUCUUCUUUCUGCAAAUUUUUCGAAAAAG